AUGCUCCUCACCGGUCCGAACAUGGGGGGUAAGUCGACGCUCCUGAGGGCGACGUGCGUCGCCGUCGUCUUGGCGCAGAUGGGCGCUCCCGUGCCUGCGAGAUCGUGCGUCCUCACCCCGGCGGAUGCCGUGUUCGCCAGGCUCGGCGGCGCCGGCGACAGGAUCCACGCCGGCGAGUCCACGUUCUUGGUGGAGUGCGCCGAGGCGUCGGCGAUCCUUCGGGGCGCCACGAGGGAUUCGAUCGUCGCGUUGGACGAGCUGGGACGGGGCACGUCCACGUUCGACGGC
This is a messenger RNA of Micromonas commoda, 288 nucleotides long. RefSeq lists its product with no specific name. Lineage: Eukaryota; Viridiplantae; Chlorophyta; Mamiellophyceae; Mamiellales; Mamiellaceae. Gene Ontology annotation, biological process: mismatch repair. The annotation marks the transcript as partial. The record is from RefSeq and is a predicted model, not a curated record. Gene Ontology annotation, cellular component: MutSalpha complex; nucleus. Gene Ontology annotation, molecular function: ATP-dependent DNA damage sensor activity; ATP binding; mismatched DNA binding. The transcript has a single exon.